Molecule: messenger RNA, 635 nt
Organism: Paramuricea clavata
Lineage: Eukaryota; Metazoa; Cnidaria; Anthozoa; Malacalcyonacea; Plexauridae
Source: the annotation of a GenBank genome assembly
AUGGGUAGCAGUUCUUCUAGGCAACAAGGUCCGAGUCGAUCACAGUCCUUGGUUUUAUACGACAACAAAAAAGCAAGCGAAGCCGUUGAGCAUGUCAGAAGCGAUUUUGUCGAUCCACGUAGUUUGGUGGACAAACUUCGUCCCGGAGACAUGAUUCAAGUGAAAGGAAACAUGGUCCAUCAGUGGUUCUACAGCCAUUUUGCGAUUUUCAUUGGUAAUGGCGAGAUAGUCCACGUUGAUUCUUCCGACAGUAUGUUAAAAAAAUGCGAUGUCGUAAGAAUACACAUGGUGGACGCGUUUAAAGGCAAACUGGUCAGGAAGAACAACCAUUUGGAUAACGCUGAUGGUUUUCGCGACAAGAUUCAAUCGCCUGGCCAAAUUGUGAAAACAGCGAGAGGUUGGGUUGGCAAGUUUUGGGAUUACAACUUCUACACCAACAACUGUGAGCAUUUUGUUACACUGUGUCGAUACGGCCGCCCGAUUAGUCUUCAAUCUAGUGGCAUCGGUGACUUGAUGUCUGGGAAGAUUACCACCAAGGAGUUUGUGGAUCACAGUGUGUACAGCAUCAAGGAGAAAGCGAGUACUUUGUGUGCCUGGAUCAAGCGUAAAGCGAGAGGCUUGUGGGAUGGGAUUGA